Molecule: messenger RNA, 1540 nt
Organism: Eutrema salsugineum
Lineage: Eukaryota; Viridiplantae; Streptophyta; Magnoliopsida; Brassicales; Brassicaceae
Product: tryptophan aminotransferase-related protein 4
Biological process (GO): amino acid metabolic process
Molecular function (GO): transaminase activity; carbon-sulfur lyase activity
Source: RefSeq, a predicted model, not a curated record
UGAGCACAUAAAAAUUUCAAGGCUUAAAGCUUUUUUGCAGGUUUAAGUAAAGACAAUGGAGAAGAAGCUCCUUGUUACAGUGUCGAUCAUUUUGAAUCUCGUGUUCAUCAUUCAUAUUCUCUACAACAACUCAACCACAUGGAAUCCGACGUGGACCAAAAGAGCCACCGUGGAAGCAGAAACUGCAGCCUCUGUUUCAUGCUCAGGCCAUGGCAGAGCUUACGUGGAUGGUCUUGGUUCUCUUGACGGCAAUAAACCUCCAUGUGAGUGCAACAACUGCUACACAGGAAAUGAUUGUUCCCUUCUUCUCCAAGAUUGUCCUGUCGAUGCUAACUCUGGAGACCCUUUGUUCUUGGAGCCUUUCUGGAUGCGACAAGCAGAGAGAAGUGCGGUUUUGGUCUCGGGAUGGCAUAGGAUGAGUUAUAUCUAUCAAGAUGGGACAUCUGUGUCUAAAGAACUCGAGAAGGUCAUUAGGAAGCUGCAUGGUGUAGUGGGAAACGCUAUUACAGAGAACAGAUUCGUAAUCUUUGGAAGUGGAUCCACACAAUUGCUUGCAGCAGCUGUUCAUGCCUUGUCUUUUAUAGAAUCAUCAUCACCACCUGCAAGACUUUUAGCUUCUGUUCCGUUUUACGCUAUGUACAAGGAGCAAGCGGAGUUCUUUGAUUCAGCACAUCUCAAGUUUGAAGGAGAUGCGUUUGCGUGGAAGAAGAGCGAGGACAGUGAUAAUGUCACACAAGUUAUAGAGGUGGUGACAUCUCCGAAUAAUCCAGAUGGGAUGUUGAAAAGAGCGGUUCUUCAAGGUCCUAAUGUCAAAACAGUUCAUGAUUACGCCUACUAUUGGCCUUAUUUCUCGCCUAUAACUGUUCCAGCUGAUGAAGAUUUGAGCUUGUUCAGUCUCUCCAAGACUACAGGUCAUGCUGGCUCAAGAUUCGGAUGGGGAUUGGUAAAGGACAAACUGUCUGUUUAUGAAAAGAUGAAAAGAUAUGUAACUUUAAGUAGUAUGGGAGUUUCUCGGGUAACACAGCUUCAAGUUCUUGAAUUGCUCAAAGUAGUAGUUAGCGAUGGAGGCGAUGAGAUAUUCAGUUUUGGUUAUGAAACUUUGAAGAAAAGAUGGGAUACACUGAACAAGAUCUUCUCAAUGUCCAAUCGUUUCUCGUUGCAGACAACCAAACCUGAGUACUGCAACUAUUUCAAGAAAGUCAGAGACUUCACUCCUUCUUAUGCGUGGGUGAAGUGUGAGAGAGUAGAAGAUACAAACUGCUAUGAGAUUUUCAGAGCGGCGAAGAUAACAGGUCGCAGUGGCAAAGUUUUUGGAUCAGAGGAAAGGUUUGUGAGAUUGAGUCUCAUCAGAUCACAAGACGACUUUGAUCAUCUUAUUGAUAUGUUGAAGAAGUUAGUCUCUCGAGGAGCUGAUUUCAUCUGAAAACUUAAUGUUGUCAUCAAAUGUCUUCAAUUCAUUCAUAUGAAGAAAGUGUAUGCUUUGUGACUAUAAGGAUAAAUCCAAAAUCACGCAUGCUUGUUCAUGUAACAUUCCUGUUAU